GGCAAGCUGUGAACCUUUGGGCUCAGUCAGUCAUUGCCUUUCACAACAAAAGCAUUAGUUUUGGAAAAAAGUAAAAUAUUAUAAUUUUGAAUAAAUAUUUUUUUUUGAAUCGCAGUGUUUGGCAAGAAUGUUUUCCACGAAGCAAAGGGCCUUGGCAUUGGCAGGAGUGAGAUCCUUUCGUUUGGGUGUGCAUCAUCAGAUGUUAGGCAGGACCAAGGGAUGUGACAAGACCUCGGCCACAGUGCUCACCAGCCAUCUGUCCAAGGAUCAGCAGACGGAGCUGCUUCCCGAGGAGCCUCGUAGACCCGAGGAACUAAUGCAGCACUUGGGCCCCAAACGCAAUGAACUCGAGCAGCGAAAGAUACGGAAAGUUCAAUACGAGUCCCAUCUCAAGGACUUGCUCCAUCAAAGAACCUCGGAUUCUGAGAUGACAAUUCAGUGUGUGCCCUUCGUCAAGACUCCCUCUGGUCCGGAGAAUCCCCUGAAGAGACGUUACGACAGUCCCGAAGCGCUCCUCGAACAGGUCAGUGAUCCCAAGGCAUUGGCCAAGGAGAUCAUAAAGUUGGCCAGGGAACUGCAAACCGAAAGGCAGAAGAACGAAAUCAUCAUGCAGAACUAUCUUGACCUAGAGGAAUCUUUGUUUCUGAAGAAUUCUUCGCCCAGCUCCCCUAAAAAUCCCAAUAAUGAUCCCAAUCACGAUUCCAAGUCCAAGUGAGAGCUGCAGCUUCCGAAUAUUCGGCUAUGGCGAUUUUUAGCAUUUAAAAUUUUUUGUAAACUUUGGCCACUCUAA
Molecule: messenger RNA, 790 nt
Organism: Drosophila subpulchrella
Lineage: Eukaryota; Metazoa; Arthropoda; Insecta; Diptera; Drosophilidae
Exons: 2
Coding region: 128-715 (195 amino acids)
Source: RefSeq, a predicted model, not a curated record